Molecule: messenger RNA, 2703 nt
Organism: Cygnus olor (mute swan)
Lineage: Eukaryota; Metazoa; Chordata; Aves; Anseriformes; Anatidae
Product: RIMS-binding protein 3-like
Exons: 3
Coding region: 272-2686 (804 amino acids)
Biological process (GO): neuromuscular synaptic transmission
Molecular function (GO): protein binding
Source: RefSeq, a predicted model, not a curated record
CCCAUAUAAGGCACACCGCCCAACUCCAUAUAAGGUCAUGCUGCCCCGCCCUCCAUUGUGAGGUCAUGCCCGCGCGCAGUAUAAAUACCACGCGCACGCACCCAUGGCCAGUAGCAGACGCUGUCUCCACCCCUGUGCGACUGGGACGGAAGGCAGCAGACGCUACAGGGUCAGGGGCUGCCGCCCCUCGCAGACCCAGCGAAGGUGACCGUCAGUGGCCAACGGCCACAGCAGUCACAGCACAACAAACUCUCUUCUCGUACCCGUGGCCAUGGUGCGGGACGUUGCAGGCCGGGGACUGACGGGGCCCAGCCGCCCCGCGCCCCGACGGGGCCCAGCGCAGCUCCCUGGCAAACCUGCGCAGCAGGAGGAGCGCCAGCAGGAGCUGCAGGCACUGCGGGCCAAACUGGAUGGCGAGCGGCUCCACAACCAGGAGCUGCAGCGCCACUUCGCCGCUAAGAUUUCCAAGAUGAAGGAGGCGGCGGAGAGGGAGCGGCAGCUGAUGGUCCAGCAGCUGCAGUGUGAGUGGGAGAAGCAGCAGGCCCUCGACAAACAGCGGCUGCGGGAGCAGCAGCGGCAGCAGCGCGCAGCGGAGACCCGGCUGCUGCUGCGUUGGGAGGAGGCCGAGCUGCAGGCGGCGCAGGAGCUGCUGCAGCAGGAGCGCGACGCUGCCCUGCACCAAGCACGGGAGCUGCAGCGGCAGCUGGCCGACGAGCUGCGAAGGCCCUGCAGGAGCAACAGGGCGGCCCACGCCAAGCUCCAGGAUGUCCUCGAGGAGCUGCGCUGGGAGACGCACGGGGACCAGCCCGCCCGCAUCCGCUACCUCCAGCGUGAGCUGGAGCUGGAGAAGAAGUUGUUCAUCAACUACAUCGUGGCGGGCUUCGAGGGAGAGCAAGAGGACAGCCAGGGGACGAAGGGCCGAGAAGACAGAGAAGGGCCCUGGGGCAAGGCGGAGCCAAAGAAACCAACACAGGCUCCGUCCUCCCAGAACACACCUCAGCAGGGAGCCAAGGAAAGCUGCAGCACAGAGCAGGGCAGCAGCCGCCACCCUGUGAAGGACGCUCACGUCCAGGUGCCAGAGCCUUCCGACGAAGACCUGGUGCUGCCUGGCAGCACGUGCCCCUGGAUGAUGGAGCAGCACACCCGCCUCCAGCGAGCCCUGAGCGACCUGAAGAGGCUACGCCAGGUCCUGGAGGCAAAGAAAUGCCUCCUGGGAGAGGGAAGCACCAAGGAACCAUGCCAGGAGGUACAGAAGCUCCAGGAAGCCAAAGAAAAACUGGUGGUGCUUACCGAGCGGCUGGAGGAGAAAUGCAGAUCCCUGCAGGAGACCAUCCGCCAGGCCAGCAAGACUCCAGGGCCUCUGCCCAGCCAGAGCUCCGCCGAGGCGCCGCCGCCUUGCGAGAGUGCCCCCAGCCCAAGCGAGGAGGUGCUGGUUGCCCAGCUCACGCAGCUGAGCAAGGAGAACAAGAGACUGGAAGAAGAAAAUUCUCGCCUCCGAGGGCAGGUGGACGCAGCGAUGGAAGUCCAAGCUGAAAGUGCUGACCUGAAGAGGCAGCUACAGCAAGUGGCAAAGGAGCAAAAAUCUGCCCUGCAACAGGUCAGCAAGCUUCAGGCCCAACUGCAAGAGGCAGAGCGCCAGCUGAAAGCGCUCAAGCAAAUUGCAGACAGAGGGCCACAGCUGGAGAGAGAACACCUGGAGACACAGCUAGCGCUCCAGAAGGAAGAGCAGGAGCUCGAGAGCUUGCGGAGGGCUCAGGCAGAAGGGAAGAGGCAGCACGAGGAAGCCUCGCAAAUGUUACGAGCCCAGGUGGCUGAGCUGGAAGAUCGGUGCCACCACCAAACUGAACAACUCCAGCUGCUCGCUGAGGAACUGCAGCGGCUGAAAAACGAGCAAUCCAGCCCUGCCAUUACCCAUCUGCCACAGUUACCAUCUACCACAGAUACCACCCACACAGUCACCUCCAAAUCCGAGUCGGCAGAGGACAGCCCAGGGCCCUGCCUUCCUUCAGAGGAGGACGCUGCAGAUGAGACCCAAGAAGCAGAAACGCAGCAACAGUCCUUCAUCCUGCAGGUUCCAGUGGGACAAGGACCACUAAGGAUUCGGAAAUUCCUAGCUCGGUACAGCUAUGACCCUGCUGAUAGUCCCAACGAGCAUCCGGAGCUAGAGCUUCCCCUCACCGCAGGACAGUUUGUUUAUGUCGUUGGGGAGAUGGAUGAGGAUGGCUGGUAUAUAGGAGAGCGGACGGACGGCAGAAGAGGGUUCGUCCCCUCCAAUUUGGUGGAAGAAGUUUUCGAUGACCCCGUCUUGAUGCCAGUGCCUCCAGAGCUAAGGGAUCUCCUUCUGGACACAGAUGAUGAGGAGAGUUCCACCGACAGCUGCAGCAGCAGUGAGGAAGCCGGGGAUGAUCUGGACAAAGAAAUCUGUCCCGGUGUGCUGGCUGAAGAGGCCCUUACAGAAGACUUCCUGGAGGAGCUGUGUGAUGGGCCAAUCUGUCCCGGUGUGCUGGCUGAAGAGGCCCUUACAGAAGACUUCCUGGAGGAGCUGUGUGAUGGGCCAAAAGAGGAAGAAGAAACCUCCAGCACAGGAAACAGUUAUUCCAGCUACCCUUUCUGUCUGUCACUCGAUUUGGAGGAGGAGGAGAAAGAAGAUCAGGGUGGGGGUGCCGAGGGCUUCAAAAAUCAAUAAAGUGUGGCUAAUGAUGA